CAUUUCUCUAUCUAUAUAUAAUAUAUGGCUUCUCAUACAACGCCAUGCAUUGCUAUCUUAUCAUGUUUGCUUCUUCUUCUCUCUUCCUCGCAAUGCCAGGGGCAACUCUCCCCUACAUUUUACGACAAAACAUGCCCCAACGCUCUCAACAUCAUUCGCACUGCCGUAAGGCAAGCAGUUUCUCGUGAGCGCCGCAUGGCCGCUUCCUUGGUCCGUCUCCAUUUCCACGACUGCUUUGUGCAGGGUUGCGACGCUUCCAUCUUACUCGACGAGUCGCCAACCAUUGAGAGCGAAAAGACGGCAUUGCCUAACCUUGGCUCUACCAGGGGUUACGACGUGAUAGAGGCUGCCAAGCUCGAGCUAGAGAAAUCUUGUCCUGGUAUUGUAUCUUGUGCUGAUGUAUUGUCGGUGGCUGCACGUGAUGCGUCAGCUGCAGUGGGAGGUCCGUCUUGGACAGUGAAGCUAGGAAGAAGAGAUUCCACCACGGCUAGCCAUACCCUAGCUGAAACCGAUCUUCCCGGCCCUUUCGACAAUCUGGAUAAACUCAUAUCCAGCUUUGCUAGCAAAGGCCUUAAUACAAGAGACAUGGUUGCCUUGUCUGGUGCGCACACUCUCGGCCAAGCUCAAUGCUUCCUAUUUCGCGAUAGGAUUUACGGCAACAGUACCGACAUUGAUGCCGGUUUUGCUAGCACCAGAAGACGCCAAUGUCCUAAAGACACCGGAAACGGAAAUUUGGCUGCACUUGAUUUAGUGACUCCAAACUCCUUCGAUAACAACUAUUACAAGAACCUAUUACAAAAGAAAGGUCUGCUUCAAUCGGAUCAAGUUCUAUUCAGUGGUGGAGCUACAGACAGCAUAGUUUCAGAAUAUGCAAGGAGCCCUCGAGCAUUCCAAGCAGAUUUCGCAUCAGCCAUGAUUAAAAUGUCUGAAAUUCAACCGCUCACAGAUCAAAGUGGGAUUAUUAGAAAAGUCUGCGGUGCUUUGAACUAGCUUCAUUCUUCAAUUUAUUUUUUCUCUCCAUCAAUUUAAUCAAUUGUAAUUUUUUUUCUUCAUAACUCAUUGAUUCUUUUUAAGAAAAAAUGUAAUAAUUUGUUGUAUUCUAUUGGACCGAACAAAGUGAGAUUGCAAUAAACCUUUCAUU
This is a messenger RNA of Ipomoea nil (Japanese morning glory), 1141 nucleotides long. RefSeq names its product lignin-forming anionic peroxidase-like. Gene Ontology annotation, molecular function: heme binding; peroxidase activity. Lineage: Eukaryota; Viridiplantae; Streptophyta; Magnoliopsida; Solanales; Convolvulaceae. Bases 25 to 990 code for a protein of 321 amino acids. The transcript has a single exon. The record is from RefSeq and is a predicted model, not a curated record. Gene Ontology annotation, biological process: response to oxidative stress; hydrogen peroxide catabolic process.